GAGACAGUUAUCUGCCCCUGGCAGUGAGCCGCCAAAUUUAAAUUUUGAUCGUUGGAAGAAAGAUUUUCAGCUCAGAAUCCUCUGGAUUUAAGAGAAACUGCAGACCCCAUUAUUCUUCUCACCGAUAAACCAUGUCCCAGUUCUUUUUCCCUUUGCUAAAACUCGAAGAGAUUCUGGAAAAUUGGGACUUUGUAAAGCGCAGCGACUAUGAGAAACCAGAAGCGAUUCGCUGGUUCAGGAUCUAUGCUCUCCUGUUUGAAUCAAUUACAGGGGUGAAACUGGACAGUGUUGAAGAAAAAGCCCUCCUCACUUUCAAUAAAAUCAUAGAUGUUGAACACCCUGAAAUAUAUGAUGAAGCUGGUCGUGUCAUUUGGUUCACCAUUGCUUUACAGAGGGCUUUCAUUGCCUGUGGUGUCCAUGAUUUCACUUUCAAAGACGUUAGGGAUCCACGUCCCAAAAGGCUUAUUGUGAUCAGCAGUGCAUGUAUCAACCUCCUCCGAUUCAAAUCAAGCCGUGAACCCCUCAUUCAAGAAAUUCUGGAGAACAUAGAAACCAAGAAGAUGCAAUACAAUGAAUUGAUCAAGAAUAAUGAAGAAUGUAGGAGAAAACUGGAAAUUGCCCGUCAGAUACAAGAAAAGAAGGAACCGGAAAAGGAAUCUUUGAUGAAGGAUUCAGAGGAAAUGAAAGAGAAACUAAGUGCGAUCCAGGCAGAGAGCGAGGAAAUAUUGGCUGCUAUAGCAGAACGAAAGGCCAAGAUUGCGGAAAUCAGAGCCUUGAAGGCUCAGACAAAUUGUGAAAGUGUGAAAUUGAAGCAAGACAAAGAGAAGUUGCAACAGAACAUUGUUCAGUCUCCUGAGAAGACAAAGGAAAAGAGGAAAUCGAUGAAGGAGAAGGUGGAGAAGAUGAAGGAAGAGAUCCAGAGGAAAGUGAGUACUUUGUCAAAUUACAGCAGCAAGCUGAGCAGUAUGACAAACUCUGAACACAUGCAAGAGCAGAUCUUACAUCUCCUGCAAACCAUGGAAGAGGAUAUGCAAAAACAUGAGAAGAUCAAGAAUGAAAUCAAAGCAUUUAUGGAGCUGAGUGUUGUGAAUUCCAUGAAGUUGAAGUCAUUCCAGUUAGAAGAGAGCGAAUUGGUUGAUGCCCAAGCCCUCAUCCAGGAGCGAUAUGAAAAUCUUCAGACUCAGAAGAGAGUUCGUUUGCGCGACCUUGACGCUCGUUCUUCGGCACAAGCUGAACAGAAUAAGAAUCUAAGAGAAGCGCUGCAGAAAGCCAUACAGAGGAAGGAGGAGAAGCUGAAAGAGCGGCAGCUGCUUCUGGGCACCUUGAAAGACUCUGCAUCUAACAGCACCAAGACAAUCAACACUGUCAUCAAGAAUUACUCGGACAUUUUGCAAGAGUUGGAUAAAUACCAUCUCCUUCUAAAGAAGAACUUGGUUGUGGAUUAAGGAGGUCAUUCUUAGUUUCCCGAUACCAACAUGUACCACCACUGCUAGUACGACUACUGCUGCUGCUACCACCCGUACCACCUGUUUCUGAAGAAGACCAAAUGAGCUGACCACUGCUACAAUCACAACACCACUACCACUAUAUCUACUACUACUACUACUACAUCAAAGAUAUCAUUUUGAAAUUGUAGAUAUUUCUUAAUAUGUGUGUGUGUAUAUAAUCAUCUUUCCAUGCUGGCAUGGGACAUAAAUGCUUAUGUGGGUGGAGAUACAUGUGUGUGUGUGUAUUUGGAUUGAUAUCCAAGAGUAGAAUAGUGUAAUUUUUUUUAUUAUAACACCAUCAUAAAUUACAUAAUUGUUACUUGUUCCACUAACGAUUGCUAGUAGAUUAUGCAGUAACCAUUCCAUGGAAAUGUUAGAUUUUCAGAAGAAAUCAGUCAUUCAGCCUGUUUUUAUUUACCAAUGUCAGUUAGUUGGCAGUGAAUAGAAUUUAAGAGAGUGAACUUUUGACAGAAGAUUAUUUUUUAUUUUAUCAGUGAAAAAAUGAGAGAAAGAAGUAAGGAGGAGUGUUGUAAGUCAAGAUGUCUUAGGAGUAAAAGAAAGCCAAGUCCCUAAGCUGUCAUAGUUAACAAUGAUAAAUGGUUUAGAUCAGUGAUUCUUGACCCUUUUUUUAACUUAAUGCCAUUAAAUGUAGUAAACGUAGUUUUAUAAUU
Octopus sinensis (East Asian common octopus) is the source of this 2158-nucleotide messenger RNA. Its product is annotated as kinetochore protein Nuf2-B-like. The record is from RefSeq and is a predicted model, not a curated record. The transcript has 12 exons. The coding region runs from base 132 to 1445 and encodes 437 amino acids. Gene Ontology annotation, biological process: attachment of mitotic spindle microtubules to kinetochore; mitotic spindle organization; meiotic chromosome segregation. Gene Ontology annotation, cellular component: kinetochore; Ndc80 complex. Lineage: Eukaryota; Metazoa; Mollusca; Cephalopoda; Octopoda; Octopodidae. Gene Ontology annotation, molecular function: protein-containing complex binding.